This is a messenger RNA of Alternaria burnsii, 933 nucleotides long. RefSeq names its product alpha beta-hydrolase. Bases 1 to 933 code for a protein of 310 amino acids. The record is from RefSeq and is a predicted model, not a curated record. Gene Ontology annotation, biological process: lipid metabolic process. Lineage: Eukaryota; Fungi; Ascomycota; Dothideomycetes; Pleosporales; Pleosporaceae. The transcript is spliced from 2 exons.
AUGAAGCUCACCACCUUCGCUGUUGCUGCUGCGCUUGCUGCGCCUAUCGUUCAAGCAGCUCCGGCUGACCUUCGUCAGCUCGUUGACAGACAAGCAAGACCCAGGGAACUCAUCCAACCCGAGCUUUACCCAGUUCUGCAACGAUACACCAGAUAUGCAGUAGCAUCACUUGCAACCUUUGUGUACGGGCUCGGAACAUGCAAAAGCCCGCCUUUCGGGUCAAAACUCGUUCGGACCGUGAACAAUAUUCUAUCCGACACCCAAGUCGCUGUAUUCCAAGAUGAUGCCGCCAAAGAGUUCAUCGUCUCUUUCCCUGGCACAAGCUCCAUCCAAGAUUUCGGAACGGACUUCAACUUCUUCUUCAUGCCCUUUGAUACAGCACCAGGCUGCACCGACUGCCAAGUCCACGGCGGUGUUCUUAACGGGUGGCGCUCCGUUCAAGAAGACCUGACAAAGGCGCUUGCUGAACUCCGUGCCGAGAAGCCAAGUUACUCAACCAUCAUUGUCGGACACAGCCUGGGAGGCGGACUCGCAAGUAUCGCCUACACAGACUUCAAGGCCAACGGUGUUCCCGUAAAGGCUGCAUAUACCAUGGGCUCACUUCGUAUCGGCAACCAACAAUACGCUGAUUUCACUGACAAGCUGUCUGGUGCAACCGACUCUCAACUCGGCAGCCUUAUUCGCAUCACGCACCACAUCGACGGUGUACCUGGUCUACCGCUCACCCCUAUGGGCUUCGUGCACACACGCACCGAGAUCUAUGAGCUGGACACUAAACCAAUCGGUGGAACACAGAGUGCUGCAACCACGUUCCGGUGCUACGGUCAAGAAGCUCCUGAUUGCAACAAGGGUACUGCUGUUGGCUUCAUCAACCAAGAUCAUCUGGUAUAUACCGAGAUUAACAUGACGGACGGUGCGCAGUGUAACAACUGA